Acanthosepion pharaonis is the source of this 756-nucleotide messenger RNA. NCBI's taxonomy places the organism in Eukaryota, Metazoa, Mollusca, Cephalopoda, Sepiida, Sepiidae. The record is from the annotation of a GenBank genome assembly.
AUGCUUCCUCCCUCCCCCUUACCCUGGCCUUUUCUCCACAAGACAUGUCCCCCCCCCUCUCUUUCUGUCUCUCUCUCUCUUUCUUUCUCUCUCUCUUUCUCUCUCUCUCUAUCUAUCUAUCUAUCUAUCAAUCUAUCUAUCUCUUUCUCUCUCUUUUUCUCUCUCCCCCUCUCUCUUUAUCUAUCUAUCUAUCUAUCUAUCUAUCUAUCUAUCUAUCUAGCCCCUCUCUUUUUUCUCUUCCUUUCUCUCUGUUUCUCUCUCUGUUCAUCUCUCUGUUUCUCUCUCUCUCCCUCGCUCUCUCUCUCUCUCCAUCUCGCUCUCUCUUUCUCUCUCUCCCUCUCGCUCUCUUUCUCGCCCUCUGUUUCUCUCUCCCCCUCUCUCUCUUUCUCUCUCCCACCCUCUCUCUCUCACUCUCACUCUCCCACUCUCACUGACUCUCACUCGUUCUCUCUCUCUCUUUCUCUCUCUCCCUUUCGCUCUCUUUUCUCUCUCGCCCUGUUUCGCUCCCCCCUCUCUCACUCCCUCUCUCUUUCUCCCUCCCUCUCUCAGUUUCACUCUCUCUCACUCUCCCAUUCUCUCCCACUCUCUCUCCCUCUCUCCCACUCUCUCUCUCUCACUCUCUCUCUCUCUCUGUCUCUGGGGACACAACUUCCAAAUAAAGCAUAUGACACACUCAUAUGCGCGCACACGGACACAUACGUAGCAACAAAUCACGUUAAUGCUUUCUUUACUUUUUUUCUGUUACGUCCAUCUUAA